AUGCGCCCAAGUCGCAAAGCCAAAGUCCAAUCUCCCAAAUGUGUACAUGGUAUAAGCGGACAUUCCAAUUACCAAUUGCACCUGCGGACACCUUCGGACCAACUGCCGUCAACCAACUCUGAACGACCUCCCGAGCCAUCACUUCCAUCCUCCUCCUCCUUCUCCUCUUCCUCCUCCGCCUCCCUCACUGUCUUUACAUUUACCGCUGUGGCGUCUGCCACGCACAUCAACAUUUCACACGAUCCUGACACACCAACAAACACCAACAUCACCACCGUCGACACCGAUGGGGAGGACCCCGUCUAUACCUGUCCUCAUUGCGACCGCACCUUCACCUAA
This is a messenger RNA of Spirometra erinaceieuropaei, 339 nucleotides long. The record is from the annotation of a GenBank genome assembly. NCBI's taxonomy places the organism in Eukaryota, Metazoa, Platyhelminthes, Cestoda, Diphyllobothriidea, Diphyllobothriidae.